Colletotrichum chrysophilum is the source of this 315-nucleotide messenger RNA. RefSeq lists its product as uncharacterized. The record is from RefSeq and is a predicted model, not a curated record. NCBI's taxonomy places the organism in Eukaryota, Fungi, Ascomycota, Sordariomycetes, Glomerellales, Glomerellaceae. The transcript is spliced from 3 exons. The coding region runs from base 1 to 315 and encodes 104 amino acids.
AUGGCCCCAGCGUCUCAGGAGCCCGAGUCCGCCUCCGCGACUACGACCAGGCCCGACAACGACUCGUCGGUGGACAACAUCGCCCAGGCCUACAAGGACCUCCAAAGAGGCGAGCAGGCUGCCAGCGCGCUCGAGGCGAACCUGACGAACCUUGAGAAUAGACUGGACGCCCUCCUAGCUGCCUUUGAAUCUUCCGAAGGAGGAGCUGAAGCUCCGAAGGACACGAACGACACCCACAAUGGAAACACCCCCAGCGGCCAGAAGCACAAUGAGGGGUCCGGGCCCGAUGCCUCAGGAGCGGCGAAGAAGCCUUAG